AUGCAGGCGCUGGUCAUGAAGACACUCACGUUCACAGAGUACGAGCUCGGUAUCUCGUACUCUCCUGAUACGGAAGACGGAUCCGUAUCGACGGCGAUGGAAUCCAAGCCGCCUGCCGAGCGUGGCAUGGACGAUUCUUUGCGUCGCAGCAUUUGGUUCAUCUGA
Molecule: messenger RNA, 165 nt
Organism: Peronospora matthiolae
Lineage: Eukaryota; Oomycota; Peronosporomycetes; Peronosporales; Peronosporaceae
Source: the annotation of a GenBank genome assembly